UUUUUUUUCUUGUUUUCAUUAUUCUAUUGUUUUAAAGUAUUUUAAAUUGUUAUUUUGGUAACCAGGUAAUUCCAAGUAUUUAUUUUUAAGAAUUUCUUAUCCUUUCUUUUAGUAUGUCUUUCUUUUUAAAUUUUUUUAACAUUAUCAACGUUGAUAAAAUGAAGCCAAUAUUCCUACAUUGUUAUUUUUAUUAUUUUUAUUAUUUUUAUUAUUUUUAUUUAUAUUUUUUUUACAUUAAGUUUUUUGAAUUAUAUUUUCAGAUAAUUUUUGUUUUCACAGUUAUUACUUUUGUGUAUUUCUGUUCUUAUUUUAAUUUUAGUUUUACUUAUAUUUACAAUCUUACAAUCUCUUUUGGUUUAAUUGCCUACUUUAAUUUAAUCCCUUCAAGUACUAUUGUUGAGUAAACAUUUGCUUCUUUGCUUUCACCAUCUCAUUUACCUAUCUGUUUAUAUUUAAUUACCUAGCUA
Ascoidea rubescens DSM 1968 is the source of this 467-nucleotide messenger RNA. RefSeq lists its product as uncharacterized. The record is from RefSeq and is a predicted model, not a curated record. Bases 114 to 404 code for a protein of 96 amino acids. The transcript has a single exon. Lineage: Eukaryota; Fungi; Ascomycota; Saccharomycetes; Ascoideales; Ascoideaceae.